Molecule: messenger RNA, 378 nt
Organism: Brugia pahangi
Lineage: Eukaryota; Metazoa; Nematoda; Chromadorea; Rhabditida; Onchocercidae
Source: the annotation of a GenBank genome assembly
AUGUCGGAAGGAAUGUUGGAUCGAAUGGUGGAAGAUCAACGAUUGAUUGAGAAUUUGAUAGAUGGAUGGAAGAAUAGAUUGUCAACAUCAAUGCAUCUUAUAAAUUCUUUCUUAUUGAUUAUCUGUGCUGCUUUUAUGGCUCAAGCUUGCGGUCCAUCAUUAAUGGGUGCACAGCAAGGACCGCCAGGAAGGGAUGGACGAGAUGGACUUGUGGGUGAUCCAGGAGAUGAGGGACCCGUUGGUUUACCAGGAGAUACUGGAAUGCCAGGAAGACAAGGCCAAGAGGGUAAUCCAGGCCCAACAGGGCCUCCAGGAUUUGAGGGACCAAAAGGUUUACCAGGACUUGUUGGAGUAACUGGGGCACCUGGAGGAAGAUAA